Dovyalis caffra is the source of this 3696-nucleotide messenger RNA. The record is from the annotation of a GenBank genome assembly. Lineage: Eukaryota; Viridiplantae; Streptophyta; Magnoliopsida; Malpighiales; Salicaceae.
AUGACUUCUCCAAAGAUGAGUGAGAUGAGAGAAGAGGAGAGUAAAUCCUUAGGCAUCAUCUUUAGAUAUGCAGAUUGGGUUGAUAUGUUGCUUAUGUUGCUGGGAACAGUUGGAGCUAUUGGAGAUGGCAUGUCCACAAACUUCUUACUGGUCUUUGCCAGCCGCAUAAUGAAUAGUUUGGGUUAUGGUAAGACCCGACAGCACAAUGAGAAUUUCAUGGUUGAGGUCCAAAAGUGCAGUUUAGACUUUGUGUACUUGGGAUUAGCAGUCAUGGUGGUGGCUUUUAUGGAAGGCUAUUGUUGGAGUAAAACAAGCGAGCGACAAGUUUUGAAGAUUCGAUACAAGUAUUUGGAAGCUAUUCUUCGACAAGAAGUUGGGUUUUUUGAUUCACAAGAAGCUACUACAUCAGAGAUCAUCAACAGUAUAUCAAAAGAUACUUUUCUCAUACAAGAAGUACUAAGCGAAAAGGUGCCCAUAUUUUUGAUGCACGCGUCUGUGUUCAUCUCAGGACUUGCAUUUGCCUCCUACUUUUCAUGGAGACUAUCCUUAGUAGCCUUCCCAACUCUUCUUCUGCUAAUCAUCCCUGGAAUGAUUUAUGGAAAAUACCUUCUCUACUUGUCAAAGAAAGCUCGGAAGGAGUAUGGCAAAGCAAACGCUAUCGUUGAGCAGGCCUUAAGCUCCAUUAAGACUAUUUAUUCAUUCACUGCCGAGAAGAGAAUCGUUGAUCGAUAUUCAGCAAUAUUGGAUAGGACAGCAAAGUUGGGAAUCAAGCAGGGCAUAGCAAAAGGACUAGCAGUUGGGAGUACAGGGCUUUCUUUUGCAAUAUGGGCUUUCCUUGCUUGGUAUGGAAGUCAUUUGGUCAUGUACAAACGAGAAAGUGGAGGGAGGAUCUAUGCUGCUGGCAUUUCCUUCAUAUUGAGUGGAUUAUCCCUUGGAAUGGCACUUCCUGAUUUGAAGUACUUCACAGAAGCUUCUGUUGCUGCUACACGGAUAUUCAAAAGGAUUGAUAGAGCUCCAGAAAUCGAUAGUGAAGACACAAAAGGACUUGUCUUAGGCAAAAUUAAAGGCGAAAUUGUGUUCCAGGAUGUUAGAUUCACAUACCCUUCUCGUCCAGAUGCCAUCGUUCUCAAAGAUUUCAACCUGAAAGUUGAGGCAGGAAAAACAGUUGCUCUUGUUGGAGCAAGUGGGAGUGGAAAGUCCACUGCAAUUGCGUUGCUCCAGCGAUUUUAUGAUGUUGAUAGUGGCAUUGUGAAGAUUGAUGGUGCUGAUCUGAGAACAUUGAAUUUGAAAUGGAUAAGGGGACAAAUGGGACUUGUUAGUCAAGACCAUGCUUUGUUUGGGACAUCAAUAAAAGAGAAUAUCAUGUUUGGGAAGCUUGAUGCCACCAUGGAUGAAAUCAUGGCUGCUGCUAUGGCUGCAAAUGCUCACAACUUUAUAAGGCAGCUUCCAGAGGGGUAUGAAACAAAGGUUGGUGAAAGAGGAGCAUUCCUUUCCGGGGGACAAAAGCAGCGAAUUGCCAUUGCUAGAGCAAUAAUCAAGAACCCUGUGAUUCUCCUACUCGAUGAAGCAACCAGUGCUCUCGACUCUGAAUCAGAAACACUGGUCCAAAAUGCACUUGAUCAAGCGACCAUGGGAAGAACUACUCUGGUUGUUGCACAUAAGCUCGCUACAGUUCGAAAUGCAGACCUCAUUGCAGUCGUCAACGAUGGUUGUAUCAUUGAAAUAGGUUCGCACAAUGAUCUCAUCAACAUACAAAAUGGCCACUAUGCCAAACUAGCAAAGUUACAGAGACAAUUCAGCUGUGAUGAGCAAGAGCAAAAUCCUGAAACUCGCAUUUCUUCAGUUACAAGAAGCAGUGCCGGUAGGCAAAGCACUGGAAGAUCAAGUCCAGCUGCCUUUGCUUCGCCAUUACCUGUUGUUGAUAGCCCAAAACCUCAGUCCCACCCUCCGCCUUCCUUCUAUCGGCUUCUUUCUUUAAAUACACCUGAAUGGAAGCAAGGCCUAAUGGGAAGUAUUUCAGCUAUAACAUUUGGUGCUGUGCAACCUGUCUAUGCGUUAACCGUUGGUGGAAUGAUUGCAGCUUUCUUUGCACCAAACCAUGAUGAAGUGCGGGAUCGAAUACGUACAUAUGCUUUAAUAUUCUGCUCUCUUUCCUUGAUUUCUAUCAUCGUAAAUCUUGUGCAACACUACAAUUUUGCAUACAUGGGUGAGAAGCUAACCAAGAGAAUCCGAUUGAGAAUGCUAGAGAAGAUCUUGAGCUUUGAGACAGCUUGGUUCGAUGAAGAGCAAAACUCUAGUGGGGCUUUAUCCUUAAGAUUGAGCAUUGAAGCCUCCAUGGUUAAAACCCUUGUCGCUGACAGGGUCUCUUUGUUAGUUCAAACCACUUCCGCAGUUACCAUAGCCAUGAUAAUGGGGCUAGUUGUGGCUUGGAAGCUUGCAAUUGUUAUGAUAGCGGUUCAACCCCUGACAAUUCUGUGUUUCUACGCCAAGAAGGUUUUGCUCUCUAGUAUUUCAACAAAUUUUGUCAAGGCACAAAAUCAAAGUACUCAAAUUGCUGUGGAAGCAGUCUAUAAUCACAGAAUCGUGACUUCAUUUGCAAGUGUGGGAAAGGUACUUCAACUUUUUGAUGAUGCUCAGGAGGAACCAAGGAAGGAGGGCAGGAAAAAAUCAUGGUUAGCAGGAAUUGGUAUGGGGUCUGCUCAGUGCCUAACAUUCAUGUCAUGGGCUCUAGAUUUUUGGUUUGGAGGUACUCUAGUGGAAAAGGGAGAGAUAUCGGCAGGAGAUGUGUUCAAAACAUUUUUCAUUUUAGUGAGCACCGGGAAGGUUAUAGCUGAAGCAGGAAGCAUGACUUCAGAUUUAGCCAAAGGUUCAACAGCAGUGGCAUCUGUGUUCCAGAUUCUGGACAGACAAUCCCUAAUUCCAGGUUCUUACCAAGCCGGUGAUAGAAGUAGUGGAACCAAGUUAGAAAAAAUAACCGGAAAGAUAGAAAUGAAGAAGGUUGAUUUUGCAUACCCAAGCCGGCCGGAGACCCUAAUACUUCGACAGUUUUGCUUGGAGGUGAAGCCAGGCACUAGCAUUGGACUAGUAGGAAAAAGUGGAAGUGGAAAAUCAACGGUGAUUGGAUUAAUUCAAAGAUUCUAUGAUGUUGAGAAGGGGUCAGUAAAAGUAGAUGGAGUGGACAUAAGGGAACUAGACAUUCAAUGGUACAGGAAGCACACAGCCCUUGUCAGCCAAGAACCCGUGUUAUAUUCAGGCAGCAUCCGCGACAACAUCAUGUUUGGGAAGCUUGAUGCUUCCGAGAAUGAAGUGGUGGAGGCUGCAAGAGCUGCAAAUGCUCAUGAGUUCAUCUCAUCACUUAAAGAAGGGUAUGAAACUGAAUGCGGUGAAAGAGGAGUGCAAUUAUCAGGAGGACAAAAGCAAAGAAUAGCAAUAGCAAGAGCUAUACUUCGGAACCCAACCAUGUUAUUGCUAGACGAGGCAACAAGUGCUCUUGACGUUCAAUCAGAGCAAGUUGUCCAAGAAGCACUGGACCGAAUCAUGGUUGAGAGGACUACGAUUGUCGUAGCUCACCGGCUUAACACCAUAAAAAAACUGGAUUCCAUUGCCUAUGUUGCAGAUGGGAAGGUGGUGGAGAGAGGAACUUAUGCUCAACUAAAGAACAAGAGAGGUGCCUUCUUUGACUUAGCUAGUCUCUAA